Messenger RNA from Zychaea mexicana, 165 nucleotides. RefSeq lists its product as uncharacterized. Gene Ontology annotation, molecular function: nucleic acid binding. The annotation marks the transcript as partial. The transcript has a single exon. The record is from RefSeq and is a predicted model, not a curated record. Lineage: Eukaryota; Fungi; Mucoromycota; Mucoromycetes; Mucorales; Lichtheimiaceae.
UGGGAGGCCAUCCAAUCGCGCAUACGACGAACGCCUUUGACGGAUGAAGAUAGCUUGGCAAGCCAUAUUAAGGAAGCCGCAGAGACGAUCACAGCUGCAGAAUGUAUUCGUUGGGUGAGCGAAGCCAAGUCGUAUAUCGAUCGCUGCUUAGCAAAAGAGCAAAUC